GGAAAAAAACCUGACCGAGCAACGGCGCACAGUUAUGACGCGUCACGCAGUCAAAUAGUCUGCGACACGCUUGUUUCUCUAGUGCAGUGUUCAUUUCGCGAUAAAGUUUUCACAGCAAACGUAAUUUUUGUGCUCAGACAAAAUGUCUUGCCACGACGAAGACUGCACGACAGACCACGGGCCAGCCGGUCAAUCCAAGCUGGAGAGCUUCCUGUUCAGCUGUGAGCUGUCCUCUAAAGUGCCUUUCUACACUUUCCAAGGAGAUGAAGAAGAGGACCUGGAGCAUUUCCUUGAACUCAGAACAAUUUGUCUGGGAGAGGGUGCAAAGGAGGAGAGUAAUGUGGUGGAGGUGACGGCCAUGAACCACCAAGGAAAGACUGUGUCAGUGCCCAUCGCCAACCUCCACAUCAGCUGCCUGCCCAUGGUGAGUCUGGGAGAGUUUGAGCUGAAAGCCCCAGUGACCAUUCGGCUGAAGGCUGGGACCGGACCAGUCACUGUCAGCGGGUUACACCUCAUAGCUUCAGAGGUUGAGGAGUCGGAUAACAUGUCUGAUGACGACGAUGACGAUGAAGACGAGGAGGAAGAGAUCACCCCCAUUAAACCAGCAAAGAAGAAGCAGCAGUAGAUGGAGAAGACCCUGUUAGAUCUUUGGAAUCCCCCCCCCCCCCCCCCCCCCCCCCCCCCCCUCACACGCUGAUAUGUUUUUUAUGAGACAACAUUUUUUUUCUACCGGACAGACACUCUUCUUCCUCCACACAGCCACGUAAAUUCUCAGUGUGAUGGCAGCUGGAAGCAGGAAGUGACAUCAUGACGGGCUCUUCUCCCUCUCCAUCUAACCGCGUUAAAGACACUCACUUAUAGAAGAACUGUUUUUCCUAUGAAAUGCUACAGUGAUUUAAACUGUAUGUGAUACAGUCAUGGAUUUACUGCACCAGGGAAAUGUCACUUUUUCCCACUCGUUAUGUUUAUAUAUACUGUACUUGUAAAAGUAACAGCAUUGUUUGUAUGUACUGGCCAGACGGGAAUUGUUGUCCCAGCUGAGUGGUGCAAUCAGAUGACUUGCAUAAAUUGCAGUGUAUUAAAAGAUCUUUGUAGUUCAAAACAA
This is a messenger RNA of Trematomus bernacchii (emerald rockcod), 1105 nucleotides long. RefSeq names its product nucleophosmin/nucleoplasmin, 3 (gene npm3). The transcript is spliced from 5 exons. Gene Ontology annotation, biological process: chromatin remodeling. Bases 143 to 625 code for a protein of 160 amino acids. Gene Ontology annotation, molecular function: histone binding; chromatin binding; RNA binding. The record is from RefSeq and is a predicted model, not a curated record. Gene Ontology annotation, cellular component: cytoplasm; nucleoplasm; nucleolus. Lineage: Eukaryota; Metazoa; Chordata; Actinopteri; Perciformes; Nototheniidae.